GCUUCACGUAAUGGGCCCGAAAUUUUAGCAGUUGUCUGAAGCUUCUGGAAUUCGUGGAGACUUGAAGGAUGAAGGGGCUUUCCUCAUCUCUGUCUCUCUCGUUUCUCCACCUCGAUCUCCAAGCGAAAUUGGCGAGCUUGAAGGCGAAGCCAGCUGCUGCAAACCGCCCGCAAUCCCAGAUUGUGACAUCAAGCAGAAAUGAGUAGAAGAAGCUACAGUUACAGUCCCUCUCCAACGAGAGGGUAUGGUAGAAGACGCAGAAGUCCUAGCCCUAGGGGGCGUUAUAGUGGUCGCAGCAGGGAUCUGCCAACCAGUCUCCUUGUUCGCAACCUUAGACAUGACUGCAGCCCUGAAGAUCUACGUGGACCAUUUAGCCAGUUUGGUCCUCUGAAGGACAUCUAUCUGCCUCGUGACUAUUAUACAGGGCAGCCUCGUGGGUUUGGAUUUAUCCAGUUUGUAGAGCCUGCUGAUGCUGCUGAAGCAAAGUACAACAUGGAUGGUGAAGUUCUUCUUGGGAGGGAACUAACAGUUGUUUUUGCCGAGGAAAACCGAAAGAAGCCCUCAGAAAUGAGGGCCAGAGACCGUGGCAGACAAAACACUAAAUGGCACAUGUUGUAUGUGUGUUCAGGGGUCGUGACAGCGAGCGCAGGAGGUCACGCUCACCACGGUACGGACAUAGUAGGUAUUCCAGGAGCCCUCAAUACUAUUCCCGUUCUCCUAGAGGAAGGCGAUACUCUAGGUCACCAUCUCCAAGGGGCGGGAAGUAUAGGUCCAUAUCUCCAAGGGAGAGAAGCUACAGGGAGAGGUCCUACUCGAAUUCGAGGUCUCCUUACAUGGACAGAAGCAGGAGCCCAAGUGGCAGCAGGAGCCGGAGCUUCAACUAGUACUUGUGUCUCUAUCUAAGUUAGGAGUUGCAGGAAGGGACGGAGGAGUUUAGGUUUGUGUCUAAUUGUGUGAAGAAUGUGUAGCAUAGUUGCAGUGGAUGAGUAUAAUUGAUCAGUGCUGUGUUUAGUAGUUGUAAUCCAUAUCCUUGCGAAAUGUGUGUCAGUUUCGUUUGGCUAAGGACAUUACUUGUGUCUUAUGAUGUUCCCUAAUUAUAGCUUGCCUAAGAGGUUGUUUCAUGUUUGCUUGUUACGUUUCGGUCAUGGAUUUGGGACUCAUUCAUGAUCGAUGACGAACAUCAAAUUUAUGAUUUUGGUCUUUUUAUCCAAAUUAGUAGGCCGCAUGGAGGUAUAGACACAUAUCCUAUCAUUGACUUUUUCGGUAUGAC
Linum tenue is the source of this 1270-nucleotide messenger RNA. The record is from the annotation of a GenBank genome assembly. Lineage: Eukaryota; Viridiplantae; Streptophyta; Magnoliopsida; Malpighiales; Linaceae.